AGGCAAGGGGCUGUACCGCUGAACACGCUAUGACUUCGCCAAGAAACAAUAGUCUUUACUCUGUUACUGCUAUUUACUCAUGUCUUUUCUUUGUUAUUAAAUACAAAAUAUUUCUAAUAAAGUCAUAUUCUUUUCAAUAGGAGACUUAAAUGUACAAAUAACUAUUUUUUUUUAAAUACAGUUUUUUUUUCUUAAUCAUUGUGUGAGAAUCAUCACGAACUUUGGCUACAAGCUUAUCUGCUGCGAGCACGUCUUGGUGCUGGCUGUCGAUUGUAUGAACUGUAUGUAGAAUAUUGAUAUAUUCAACGCAAUGAACGACGAUUCAGAAGAUGAAAUACCGGACCUCAUCCCUGCAGAUACCAAGAAAGUACCCAUCACUAUCAUAACAGGAUUUCUAGGUGCCGGAAAAACAACCCUUCUCAAUUACAUUCUGAGAGAGCAGCAUGGUAAAAAGAUUGCUGUGAUUUUGAAUGAGUUUGGAGAAGGUGACUCCAUUGAGAAGUCCAUGUCUGUUGGUCAGGAAGGAUCUCUCUUUGAGGAAUGGUUAGAACUUCGUAAUGGUUGUCUCUGCUGCUCAGUCAAAGACAGUGGUGUGAAGGCUUUAGAGAAUCUGAUGAGUAAACGUGGAAAAUUUGACUACAUAUUGCUGGAGACGACAGGACUAGCCGAUCCAGGACCAAUAGCCUCUAUGUUCUGGCUGGAUGAAGAAUUAUGUAGCGACAUUUUCCUGGAUGGUAUAGUUGCCAUGGUUGAUGCAAAGUACUGUGAAAAGCAACUAAAAGAAAUGAAGUCUGAUGGAUCAGUCAAUGAAACACAAAGGCAGGUGGCUUUGGCUGAUGUCAUAAUUGUCAACAAGACAGAUCUUGUGACAGCACAAGAGAUGGACAGGCUGUGCCAAGAAAUAAGAUCUAUUAACAGUUUUGCCAGACUUCAUAGAACAAGUUAUGCUAUGGUUGAUCUGAACAUAAUUCUGGACAUCAAUGCCUACAGCGGAAAGGAAGAAUCUAGCAUGGAAGACAUUUUCACUCAGAGAGGUUUUUCUGAAACAGAUGUGCAUGUUAUUGAAAAGAGUGUCACGACAGUCACGGUGGAAGUGACUGGGAAUCUAAGCAGAGACAAGCUGGAUAAUUUUCUACAAAGACUGCUUUGGGAAAAGUCUGUUUGCAAUCCUGAUGGAGUGCCAGUGGACAUUCUGCGUCUCAAGGGAGUAAUUUCGGUGCCUGGUGAGACGCAGCGCCUGAUCGUGCAGGCUGUGUAUGAGCUGUAUGACCUGCAUCCUACUACGGCCUGGCAAGAUGAGCCCAGGGUCAACAGAUUUGUCUUCAUAGGAAGGAACUUGAACCACAUUGUCCUUCAGCAGUCUCUAGAGUCAUGUAUGACUACGUGACAUAUUGACAAGAAGACCACACUAUUCAUACAGGACUUAUUGGAAAUGAAUUAUGAUAAAAAAAAUUAAUACAUUUUGGAGGGAAGGUUGCAUAAACAAGCCUGCUUGCUCAUGGUUUGACUUUCUGUGGUGUAGUCUGUAAGAGUAUUAAUGUUGUUAGAAUAAGCAGUGUUCUACUUGACAGAUGCACUCACACAUGAGGGGUGGGAUAUUGAUUAUGAAAUUGAAACAUUUUAAACAAAGAGUGUGCGUGUUCCUUGUGGUUGCAUACCAGUAUGAGACUUUCCAUGAAUUUAUAUUUUUUUUCUGAAAGGUUAUCAACAAUUAAAGAAACUUAUGCCCAGAUG
Pomacea canaliculata is the source of this 1734-nucleotide messenger RNA. RefSeq names its product COBW domain-containing protein 1-like. NCBI's taxonomy places the organism in Eukaryota, Metazoa, Mollusca, Gastropoda, Architaenioglossa, Ampullariidae. The coding region runs from base 311 to 1387 and encodes 358 amino acids. The transcript has 14 exons. Gene Ontology annotation, cellular component: cytoplasm. The record is from RefSeq and is a predicted model, not a curated record.